AUGCGAAGUGAUCCUGACCCACAUAAAACACAAGAUGGUUUUCUAGCCGAAUGCCAUAAGGAUCUUCUCCGUGAUCUCUUCUUUUGCACCUUCUUGUUCACCCUGACCCAAUUUAUAGAAGUCCUUCGAAUUGAACUUCCCAGGGUGUUUUUUCAGACUGAAUGUGAAGGAUUCUCUGUUUCUGGGCUACAGAAUGGCUUGUAUGUGUUGCUGUGUGAACUUGAGUAUCAGUCAAGUGGAGGUGACUGGAUAUCAGUUUUGCUGUGGCGGAUGAAGGCCAACUGGCCUAGUAGCGUGGACAAAAAUUGUGAGGUCGUUCCUGCAAAAUCACUUUGGAACUCGGUUUUGAGGCAGUGGCGACGAUUUAGAAGCAGCGGUUCACAAGUGAUUGUUGAAUGCAGUCAGGAUGCUGAUGUGGAAAGAAAUGAUCUGUUGCAACUGUGUUUCACUAUUGCCCAAUGACUUUAUGCUUUUGAUUUCCACUGUCAGCUCAGCUUAACUGCUACUGCUGAUAUUCACCACUACAUUUGUCUUUGGACCUGUGUUGUCACGUCAAAACCUGUAGGUUUUCAUCAAGACUAUUCAGCCAAAGUGAUAGCUGGUCAGUUUAUUAUCAAAAGAAAGCAGCUUUUCAGCUUCUCCAAAGACAAGGAAUGCCCCUUCAUCUCAUUUAAUAAUCAACUCAUGUUACUGGAAAAGGAGCAGGAAAGUGGUAAAAGGAUCACAAGUAGCAAGAAAAAUGUUUGCAAUUCGGUCUUGAAGCAGGUAAUUAGCUCAAAUACAGGCUCUACUGUUAUCUUCUUGCUGAUUGACACUGGGCAGAAGAUCAAACACUUUCCUGGUUGUCAUGGUGAUGAUGAUGUCAAGCUAGUGCAGGAAGAACUGGAGUUACGCAUGAAUAAAGGAGUCACUGCAUGCAGUGUCAGUGCGUUAGAGGACAGGGCUAAUUACAGUCUUCUACCUGAGCCACAUGAAAGCAGGUUUCUGUUCAAGCUGAAGGAUGGUGAGGAGGGGUGUCAGUAUGAUGUUCUUUGUGCUGCGUUUUUACUGCCACGUACUCUAGUGACUCUAAUGACUUACACGUAUUGCAACAACGCUAUUAUGAGGCUUUUCUUUCUAGAUAGAAAGAAUAUUUCAGUGACAGGUAUUGUAAAAGGAGCAAACUUAAUCGCCUGUGGAGGCGCUGGCUAUGUCAAGCUUUGGAAAACUCAGGGGAGCCAGCUGAUGGCGGAGUUUGCUGCUGCUGCAGCUCCGUCUGUUAUCGUGACUAUUGAUAACACAAGUCAGGGGCUCAUAACAGGAGACCUGGUCAGGCUGGUGAAAACAAGGCGACUACUGUCACGGUCGCAGCAAGGACAAGGUCCCCGAGCCAUCCCCCUGCCCAGGAUGUUCCAGACGUGUGCCGAUUGCCCUCACCCGUGUGGAGACCUGUGUGCAGAGGGAUUCCUGUCUGCUGGUUCCCUCUGCAUCUGCAGUGGUUGUCUCAUUGGUGUCUGGAGCACUUGCCUAGGUGCAUUUAGACUGUUGAAUAUUGGAGCCUGCAAGGAGAUUGACGAGAUGAACACGCGUCACUUUGUUGAACUCCCUGACAAAUACUUUAGGGAAAAGGUGGAGGAGAGGUGCUCUGAAAAUCUGAGGCUUCCUACCCUUUUUGAUGAGAAGAGCCUGUUCCCAAAAGAAACUCUCAAUCAUGAACUAAAAGCAAGACAACUCUGUGAGCAAAUAUGCAGUGAAGGCAAGAUAAAAAGAAAUAAGAAGCAGGCAAAGCUGAAAGAAAAAUAAACCUUCCUUUCUCAGGAAGGUUUGUGCAAAGGAAGGUGUGUACAAAGAAUGCCACAUGUAGAUUGAAACUGUCUUUGCUACAUGGUGUUAUUUUUACAGUGCAUCUCCUCUCCCCCUCCCCUUUUUUUCAGGGGAAACCCUUUCAGCGUUUGCUUGGGAUCUUGUCCACAUAGGGCUCUUCGGUCUUAACUUGCAAAUAAGU
Struthio camelus australis is the source of this 1984-nucleotide messenger RNA. NCBI's taxonomy places the organism in Eukaryota, Metazoa, Chordata, Aves, Struthioniformes, Struthionidae. The record is from RefSeq and is a predicted model, not a curated record.